CAUUUUAGUUGAAGUUUUACUUAGUUUGUAUGUCAGAAAAAUGACAGCAAGUUGCAUUUUACGUAUAAGUUGUAUUUCUGCUAUCGGCUGAUAAAUAAAAAAUACUUUGAUUCAAACGAUUUGCUAUGUCAACACUUAUUUUUUUCAGCUGUGGUUUUAGUUGUGGCUAAUGAUUGUGUUUUGUUGUCUUUGUUGUUGUUGUUGUUGUAGACGUCGUUGUCGUGAUUUCUUUUUGUUGUUUUACUCGUUGCCGUCGUCGUUGUUGUUAACGUCGUUUACGUUGUUUUCGUGUUUUUUUGUUUGUUUUUUUGUUGUGGUCGCUGUUGUCCCUGUUUUGUUGUUGUCGUCGCCGUCGUCUUGUUGUUGUUGUUGUUGUUGUUGUUGUUGUUGUUGUUUUUUACGUUGUUUUAGUAACUGUUUCUAAAUUAUUUUUGCCUGAUUGUUUACUAGAAUUAAUAAAAAAUGAAGACACCGUCGAAUUUCCCUCUUCAAGUGUUUAUUCACACUCCCAACGAUGACAUCAUAUCUAUAAAUAACAUCGACGCAAACGCUAAAAUCAAUGAUCUAAAAUCACACAUUGAAAUCAAAACUGGCAUCCUAGCCGAAGUGCAAAAUUUGUAUCUAAGCAAUAUAAAACUAGAAGAUUCAAAAACGUUUUUCGAGAAAAGUAUUAAAAAUGGCGCAGUGAUGAGAAUAAGAAUAAAAGAGAAAAGCUUAGAACAGAUUUAUUUGAAUGCUGCAAAAGGCGAUGUCAAAGCAGUGUUUAUAUUAGGCGUUGAAUUUAUGAAGGACGAUGAAACUUUAACAGGCUAUGAAGAAGAACAAAUGCAAGCCUGGAAUAAAUUUGUCCCAUUAAGAGCAUUUCAAGGACUCUUUACAGCCUGUUUUAAGGGACAUCUGCAGUUGGUGGCAGAGCUGAUCAAUCGCAGUGCUGCACACGUCCGUAUGAUUUCGAAGAACGGACGCACCCUGUUACAUGCCGCUGCAAGACAAGGACAUCUUGGUUGUGUCAGCUUUUUGCUUGGUCAAGGAGUCGACGCCAAGUUGACAGACCGAGAAGGCAUGUCAGCACUGGCAUUUGCUGCAGAAAAUGGGCACAUCAAGUGCGAAAAGAGAAUUUGGCUGUUCAAUUGGAAUAUGGAUGUUUUAAAGGAGAUGGAUUUGAGCAGAGGUAAAAGUGAGGACGAAAAAGAUAAAGACAGUCUGUACAGCACUGCGGAAAGAUACAAGCAACAAUACGAAAGAGAAAUGUCGACGAAGAAUUCAGUAAAAUUUCCACCAAUCAAAUUGGAACAAGUUGACGACAAACCAAACGUCUAUCACAAGAUACAACAGGUCAAUUAUCUUCCACAAGUUCGCACACCCGAGAUGAAGAACAGCGAAAGAAAAAAACCCUAUGCUGAACUACCAGAGAACAACAACAAACUUAUAAAGCAUAAAAGCCACAACAGAACGAAAUCUGCGCCCCGCACAACAUACGAAGCUCUGAAAACGACGCCACAUGUAUACAUAGGUGACAAAUUUAAACCGGCACCUAAGACUACUGGUCAAGCAGCAGACAAACAUGUUUCAAAUUGGGUAGAUGAUAUACGGGCAUCUUCUAAGUGUAGUGAUGAACACACAGGGAAAAGCGAAGCAAGAUCACAGUCUAAAAGUUCAAAUAAAACAAUUGUCUCUGGUAAGGAGAGCGGUCAGGAGGAAAAUGUCCUCUGUGCAGGAGAUAUGACACGCAACUCUCCUGUGCAGUGCCAGAAUCUCAAUACUAGUAACGAUGGUGAUGAAUUGAACGCAAUGAGUGAUCUUAAGAAAAAAGACGUGAAAGAAUCCGACGUUAAAAAAGUUUUACCGAUUACCGUUGUAAACAGUAUCGACUUUAAGAACAACGACAACAUGAAAAAGAAAAUCAUAAAAACUAAUCGAAUAAAGAUUGAAAACAAUGAUAAUUCUCAAAACAGAAGAAUUGUCGUUCACUCAGAACAAUUAUCAAAAACAACUCCACUUCGAAACGCGGCUGUGAUCAACGAAAUAAGCAAAGUAAAUUCACCACACGACGUAUCAGUAGAACACAUACCCCAGCAGAAUGCAGAAAGUGAUAUGAAAUCAUUCCCUAAGAUAGAAGAAGAAAAGAAAGAAGAGAUAAAGAAGGAAAGGGAUUUAAAGGAAAAAGAAGAAAAGAAAGCUAACGAUGUUUGGAGACCAGAAAGUUCACUCUCCUUCGCAACCACUGAUAUGAUCCUAUACUAUGGUAGAACACGCAAGUCGUACGAAGAUUGGUUAGAUGAAAAAAAAAGACAGAAAAAAGAGGCAACGCCGCGACCUUCUACGUCUUGUCUCGAUAACACAGACGAUAUGAAAGUAGAAAGGAAUAGGAAGGCAUUUGAGAAAUGGUUGUUUAUAAAAGCGAGGCGAAGAACACGUUCAUACUCCGAAGAAGAAGAAAAGAGAAAAAGAAAAAAACAUAACAGGUCUUUGUCAGAAAGAGCAGCUACAUUUGAAGAAUGGCUGGCAGGUAAGAAGGAUAUACGACCAAAGUCUGAAUGCGCUACAGAUAUUUCACCUAAAAUUCGAACAAGAGAGAAAAUUAAGCGAGGCAUGACUUUUGAAGAAUGGAAAAAAUGGAAAAAUGAAAAGUACAAAAAAGACAAGAAGUGUACAUCAAGUGAUGUCCUCAAUCAAAGUCAAUCUACUGGUUUGUCAUUUGAGAAAUGGUUGCAAGCGAAAGAAGAGGAACGUGCUUUUGCGAUGUCGAUAAUGAAAACAAAAUACGCGCAAGAAAUGUCAAUGUUUGAAGAAAAGUUACGAUACAAAAUGAAUGAUCCGCGACAGAAAACCUACGAAGAAUGGUUUCUGGAGAAAAAAUAUGACUAUAAAUUAGAAAAAAAGUACAACCGAGUAAACAAGUCUAAAGAUGAGCGAGUCAAACACCCGGAAGAUUCGAAUUUAAUUUUUGAUAUGUGGUUAGCGGAUAAAUACAUGAGAGAAAUGGAAAUCGAAAAAGAAAAACUAAAAGAAACAAGAAUUGGACGAAAAUCUAAAAACAAAUCUUUGACAAGCAUAACAGAAUACAGUGACGGUGAUCAGUACUCGUCUGACGAUAGCAGUAUGUCGGAUACGACAAGUGAUUGACGACGUCGUUGAUGUUAUUGAUGCCAAGAGAUUGACGGAAAAUGUUUUUUUUUAAUAAAAAUACUUUGAAAAAAAUGUAAAAUACAGCAUUUUCUAAAGUCAAAACCGACCA
Hydractinia symbiolongicarpus is the source of this 3238-nucleotide messenger RNA. RefSeq lists its product as uncharacterized. Gene Ontology annotation, molecular function: protein binding. The coding region runs from base 463 to 3126 and encodes 887 amino acids. NCBI's taxonomy places the organism in Eukaryota, Metazoa, Cnidaria, Hydrozoa, Anthoathecata, Hydractiniidae. The record is from RefSeq and is a predicted model, not a curated record. The transcript is spliced from 5 exons.